UUUUCUGACUUCUGAUGUUUACAUUGAAUCCAGCUGAUAGUUUUGACUGUAUGUGUAUGUUAUAAACAAAUUUUGAAAACAAUGUUGUCCUUUAUGAUACAUAAAACCGUGUGUGGUUUAAUACAGUUACCUCCUCGGUGAGUUUUAAAUGUGACAGCUGCAAUUUCGCCCUUUUGUGACACCAGUGAUGGACGAUGUUUAUUCCGUGUGUGACUGAAAUAUAAGCCUAUUUAUUUGUGAAAAUGCGUGAAGAAUCGGGGCAAACGCCGAAACCUGGCGAGAGAGCGUUGGCAGUUAUGAAGUUUGUGGAAGAUGUUGCAAUUUUUAAAACGCCAGACACACCAAAAAUAAAACGGAAGGCGAAAAAAGUGUUGGAUGAAGAUUCAUAUAUACAGGAGAUGGGCAAAAUAAUCCAGCGAGACUUUUUCCCAGAUCUGGAAAAACUAAAAGCCCAGAAUGAGUAUCUAGAUGCUGUGGAGAAAAAUGACAUUGAGAAGUUACGGGAGCUUUAUUCAAAGUAUAGUAGUGGAAAACGCCCACCAACAGAGAGAUAUGCUAGCCCUGCUACGUUUGAAACUCCUCUUGACGUUCGAAGGGAGGAUGACCCUGCAGGUUCUGCCACGCCUAAACAAACAGCAAAAGAUAUCCACGGCAAUGAUAGGGCCUCUGAGGUGACAGAGAGUGCAUCCGAUGGCAGGAACAGUGACCCAGAAACAAAAAGCCUUGGAGAAGAAGAUGGGGGCUCUGUAAAACUGAGCUUAGAUCAGUACCUGAACUCUCACACCAGUGAGGACAACCAGAGUUUUCAGGAGAUCAUGGAAGCAGCAGAAGUAAAGCAUAGACAAAAGUAUUCGUGGUUAUACGCAAAAGAAGACAAUUCUGAUAAGGAUAAGAACAAAAGGCUUGCACUACCAUCAAUAGAACAACAAGCAGCUGGCACAGAAAGGCCACUUAUGAUUGACACUUGGGGCUACACUAACAAGAAUUACAUAAUGUAUGUUCCAGAUGGGGUGGCUCUGACACCAGAGGAGGAGGUGGAACGAGCUCGGAGGAAGCAGGAGGUGGUACACCAGAACACUCGCCUUGCCAAGAACCCAUUUGAUGAGCAACACAGCAAAGAAGUUAUCCACCAACUGGCUCAGAGCCAGGCCCAAGCAUUGGAGGGCAAGAUUGGUGUGGAUGGCAAAGAACUCACACAGACCAAUGCCACACCCACAAUACGAGGCUUCUCCUUUGUGAAAACUCCUUCUCCAGCCCCUGGUGUGAAUGAGUCUCCACUGAUGACAUGGGGUGAGAUUGAGGGAACACCAUUUCGCCUGGAUGGUGGGGACACUCCGGUUAGACCAAACACAGGCCCAAGUUUCCGCAUGCCAGAACCACCAAAAAGAGAAAAACUUGCUCUCGCCCUGGCAGAGCGUGCGGGUGAGAGGCUGCGUGACCGCAAAACCCGUGCUAUUGCUACUGCAUAUCAACAGUUGUCCACGCCAUCCCCAAGACCUGGUUCUGGAACUUUAGAACGCCUCAGUUCAAUGUCACCUGCUGCAAGGCGACUUGCAACAGCUCAGCUACGAACAUCUGACCGUGCUCUGCAGGCAUCCUACAGCCCCAGCCCCAGACGCUGCACAAGUGGAACAAGCAAUGGCAACACCCCCACCCCCGUUACUCCAGGCACACCUCGGUCUGCAGCGCCAGGGUCAACGCGAGCUGCUGUCUCAGCAGGGAUUCGCAGGCAUCCGACACCGGACCGGAAUCUCACAGAUAACUUGCUGUGCCUGCCUAAACGGGCACGGGCAUCAGAUUUCUUUUGAGCUCACUUUCCAUUUUUGUAAAUGACUGGAAUAUGAAGAGUUACACAGGUGCUAGAGCUGUGAACUGACAGAGGUUCUAAUUUUUUUUAUAAUAACCACAGACUUUUUGUGUAACCUUUGAACCUCUGGUUUUCUGUUUGGUGAUUCCUGCUGCUGCAUUUCACUGGAAAGCCAUAUAAUCAUACAUUGGAUUACUUUACGUUGCAGAGUGUUACAGCAAGGAGUAUGAACUGGCCAAAUAUGGAAUAAAAAUGAAACUUACGCCAGCAUGACAAUUAUCAUUUUAAAGCACAUAGUGCUUGUCCUAGCCACUGACUGAAGUUGCCAGUGUGUAGCCUUGUAGCAGUACAACUUCAGUUUCUCAUGUUUAGCGAUGACAUAUAAGAAAGUGAAUUAAAUAACGGCUAUCCAUAUGUAGCGUAUUUCAGACCUCUGUGAAUCAGCCAUUAAAAGAAACAAAUAAGUGGAUGGACAACACAUGUACUUACUGCUGCUGUGUUUUGUGCUGACUACUACUUAUAUACUAUUGUGUGGUUCAAUGUUCUGAGGAUAUGUUCAAACAGAUGUAAACAUGGCCUCAUUUAUGUGUACACCUUAAAGUACUGUAAAAUAAUUGCAAGACUAUUUUCUAAUAAUUUAGGAAGUCUUUUGUAAGUUGGUCAAAAAUUUGUGGAAUAUCUAACUGCACACAUUGUGCUUGGAUUUCCAGCUAUGGUGAUGAAAGCAGGAAAUAGAAAUGGUAUAAAAAUAUUUAAGAAAUUCCACGUGUUGACAUUAAUGAUGUCAACAUUAAACUUCAUCAGAGGAGAUACAAACUGUAGUAGAGUCAGUGUUAGUAGAUCCCAGAUAGAUGGCAGCACUGUUGCCAACUUUCAACUACGAAGGCAUUGCCAUAGAGACGUCUAUAUAAUCACAUUAUGUGAUUGGCAGAGGCAGGUGCAUGAGCCUACUGCACCCAGCCAACUGCAGCUGCCAGGAAGCAGCUUAUGCUGACUCAACUAUAGGUUGUGGGGUUAAAAAUUAGGGGGAGGAUAUUUGUUUUGUGCCACAAAACAGCAUUAUAAAGAGCUCUAGGCCCAAAUGAAUGUAAAGACAAACAAGCCGAAACAUUCACCAUAAUCUUCAGUAAGAUGCUUCGGUUCCUCACUGCAUUGAUGUUAUCAAAAUUGGGUGAGAGAGAGAGAAAAUGUAAGUGUGUCCAUCCUUGCCUGUGUCCGUCCUAAUCAAAUGGAAAGAAAUUAAAUUAAUUUCAAUGACAGUUGAAAGCAGCAGUGGUAAAGAGAUACAAUCAAAAGAUAACACAAUAAGUGUGUUAUAAUUAAUAUGUAAUAGAAACUAUAUGAAGCCCCAUCUGUAACCUCUCUAGUUUUAAGCUGGAAAAAAAUCUUAAAUGACUACAAGUAAUCCCAUGCUGUGUUGAAUAUAUCAUACACUUAAGUCAAAAAGGUGAAUUUGUAGAUAUUACUGACAAUUGGGAAAACUGAGGAAGAGAAACCCAAUGGUAGGUGCAAGUAUUUUUCAGUGUACACUAAAAAAAAACUGGAAUAAAUCUGUAUAAAUUAAUUUUCUGUGAGAAAAUGAGUCAUGAUGAAUCACAUAACUAAUUAUUAAUAGUGUCAAAACAAUUUUUGUUUGAAAAAAAUAAGAUAAAACCUGACAAUGAAAUGGGAGUUCUAGUUUUUAAAGAUUUGUGUCAGUAAAAUGCAAACAUUUACAAACUUUAAAAUAUAAAAA
This is a messenger RNA of Schistocerca cancellata (South American locust), 3542 nucleotides long. RefSeq names its product splicing factor ESS-2 homolog (gene Es2). Bases 243 to 1808 code for a protein of 521 amino acids. Gene Ontology annotation, cellular component: catalytic step 2 spliceosome. The record is from RefSeq and is a predicted model, not a curated record. NCBI's taxonomy places the organism in Eukaryota, Metazoa, Arthropoda, Insecta, Orthoptera, Acrididae. The transcript is spliced from 7 exons.